Molecule: messenger RNA, 4265 nt
Organism: Pogona vitticeps (central bearded dragon)
Lineage: Eukaryota; Metazoa; Chordata; Lepidosauria; Squamata; Agamidae
Source: RefSeq, a predicted model, not a curated record
AUGCACUUAUUUUUUCUUUUUCAGGAAGAAGUCAUAGCUGGGAAUUAUCUCAGUGCUCUCCUUGAUAUACUUCAUUAUCAAAGUACUAACAUGUGGACAGCGGAUCUGCUUAACAAAAUCCUUGCAUAUGUCCAUGCUCAGAAUAUUGUAAUUACUUCUGCUAAUUUGCAGGUUUCUAUCAAAAAUUACCUGGAGAAUCUCUUAUCCCAUCCCAAAGUGUUGUUGUCAGAGUUUCAGCAGAUGAAUCAUCGGCGUUUUCACACUGCACUGAAAUAUCUCUUUGGUAAAGAGCAGGGCUAUCUGGAAUUGGGAAAUGUUGUUAUCGACCUAGCUGGGAUAAGAGAAAGGAUUUUCCAAAGUCCAGGAGGAAACAGAACCUUGUUCCAUAUUAUUCUGGAGAAAUGCUUUCCAACACUGGAUUCGGCAGAAUGUGUCGGUGCAUUAAGUCAGAUCCUUCGAGAAUCUUCAGUUACUUACCUCCAGGCUUACACCAUAUCAAGCCUCCCAAAACAUCUUCCAGAAGAUGCUUUUCGAAACCUAUCAAUGGUAUUCAAAGACCUAUAUGACAGAAUACCAGCAACUGCACAACGGGCUUUGUAUGGUUGGAUGACACAGAUCCUACAAAGGAACUACAGUGUUGAUGAUUCAGAGAAUUCGUCUUCAUGGGUCAGUGCAGAAAGCCUUUGGAUUCUAGGAAGAUAUAUGAUUCAUCUCCCAGUAGAAACAAUCAGAAAAAUUAAUCCCUAUGAAAUGAGCCUGUACAUCAGCUACGACAAUGCCACAAAGCAGCUUGAUACUGUCUUUGGUAUCACCCCAGAUCAUGCCCACGCUUUCUUGGAAAGAAUAAACGCAUCCGGCUUCGAUAUGAAAAAUACUUCAACUCUCUAUAGAUUAGGUUUGUUGGUUUGUUUUUACAAAGACCUGGAAGAGGUGGAUGCCAAUGUGGCCCGGGUUUUGCUUCACCAAAUGAUUAAAUGUAACCAACUGAGAGGUUUCCAGGCUGACAUUCAGAAGCUCAAAUCCCAGCUUCUUGACAUUGCCAUACAAAACCAGACGCUGAAUGAUACUCUUGGGUCGCUCUCCGAUUCUGUUGUGGGCCUGACCACCAACCAGCUGGAAUCUCUUUCACCGGAGGCUGUGCACAGCACGAUCCCCACAUUAAACCAAGUAUCUGGAUGGUCCAAAAGCCAAAUCAUGAUUUUAUCCAGCAAGUACCUGAUGUAUGAAAAGGCUUUGUCAUUUUAUAAUGUCAGCCAGAUGGGGCCUUUGAUGAUUGGGAUUAGCACUCAGUUGUUUCACAGCAUGAACCCCAGCGAGCUGGCUCAGGUCAUUAGAGGAGCAUUAGUUCAACAAGCAGCUGAUUUGUCACCUGCCCAACGACAAGGCAUCCUCCGGAAGAUGAUUUCCUCCACGGAUUUGUUGUCUGUAAUUGCCGAUCUGCAAGGACCCUUUUUAAAAGAAGUGUCACUUUUUGAUUUGUGGAAGGGAGAAAGUUUCUACUCUUCCCUCGUGAAAGAAAAAGAACUGAGGCCUAGUCAGGCCUUGUAUCUUUAUGAAUUAUUAUCAAAGAAGACUCCUGUUGCUGAGCUCUUAAGCACCGGCCAACUGGUAAAAGGAAUAAGAUGUUGGCAAAUUGAGAAUCUGAGCCCAAUCUCUUUUUUAAACACCUUUAGUGUUUUUGAAAAUAAUCUUGAUUUGCUGUCACCAUAUCAGAUAAAUUGUUUGGCUUGGAAAUUCUGGACAGUCUCCAAUAUGUCGAUGCCUCCCUACCUCUUUGCAGUGCUUCCUGCUGAGUAUCUGGAAUACAUUACCGGAUCCCUCUGUGUCCCCUUUGUGGCCAGCCUGGGAAAGGCUGAAUUAGAUCAUCUCAUUUUCAGUGUGCAGAAGAAACAAGCAAUUAUGCAAAAAGUACAGGAGUGCCUGAAUGGCUCAGUUGCAGAUGAAUAUGACAUUGAUUUGCUUGGGAAACUCAUUUGCCACUUGUCUCCGGCAUUCUUCUGUGAGGGAAUAUCACCAGAGGCAAUGGUAACAGCCCUCCACGAAUUCAAACGUUGCCCCCAUCUCAGUUACGAACAGAAGGUGGACGUUACACAUAUGCUUCAUGAAUUGUACGGUUCCCCUAGAAAUUGGUCGGCUGAAACAACAAGAGACAAUGGACUGUUUGUAGCUCUUUUGCCGAAGGAAGAAUUGAAUAUCCUUGUUGAAAAGUUUCCUGAUAUAAUCUCGGAAAUAGCUUUGAAGACCUCUGGCCCGGUCCCUCCGUCGGAAGAGCUCCUGUUGGCUCAUUUUGAAUCUGUUCGCAAUGCCAGCUUCCCAAUUAGAGCACCCAGCUUAACUCAUGAUUGUGCGGAUGUCACGGCACCUUCCUCGGAUGAGAUUCUAAAACUGUCAGAAGCAAAUAUGUUUUGGUCGGUUCGGGAAUUAAUCUGCAUGGAUUCCGAAACCUUCAGCAAAACCGUGGAACGCCUUGGUUCGGUGGCCCGUUUCAAUGCAUCUCAGCUGAAUGCACUGAAGGAGAAAGCUAAGCAGGUUUGGGGCUCCUUGACAAACUGGAAGAGUUAUCACAUUGUUUCCCUUGGCCGCAUUGCUACAGCGUUAAACGAGACUGAAAUUGGAGCCCUGGACUUGAGUUCAAUUGAUACCGUCGCUGCACUGAGUCAGCAAACGGAAUGGAACCAAGGGCAGGCCAAGUCUAUUUUACACGGCUAUCUGGAAGAUUCGGAACAAACGAUGGAUACUCUGAAAAGCUUUGAUUUGGCAGGAUUGGGUGCUAGUCUUUGCGCACUGGAAGCCACAGAGAUUGCAUCCAUAAAUUCACUUGAAUUCAGUGCUGUAAUUGCAAGAAUCGGUUCUUUGCUGUGUAGCAGAAGCGUCCUAGAAGGAUUUAAAAAGAAGGCAGAAUCUGUGUUUGGAAUGGCUGUAGGAUGGAACAGAUCUAUCCUGCAGGAGGUUGGUACCAUUGCAGCUGGUUUAAAUGACAAAGAAUUAAAAGCUGUCAAUAAAGAGCUGAUGCCCUAUUUCCAUCCAACAGCAAUAAAAUGUAUCCCUGAUGAAAUUUUCAAAGAGUUGUCUCCAGAGCAAAUAGCAAACCUCGGCCCUGAAAACGCAGCUGUGGUGACAGAAUCUCAGCGUCAACACCUGAAUGAGCUGCAGCUUCGGAGUCUUCAGCUAGCACUAGAUGGAGCCAGAAUGAACUUCGAAGAAUCUCCCCUUGAUCAAAGUACAGUUAGACCAAUGUACACAUCAGCCCUCAACAGUGCACCCUCUAGAUUCAGUCUCUGUCUGCUUGCUGCAUUCAUUCUACAUCUUGUUUCCCGAAUCAAUGACAGCUGUUAGAGUUUAUGUCCCAUUGAUAUAGAUAUUUUAGAUGACACAGGAGGAGCUGAGCUGUCCAAGAAACACAGUGAAUCCCGGGAAUGCACUCAAGUGGUAUUUCUUAGCUGCUUAACAGCCACUGCUGCAAGAUGGAUGGAGUGAUGAUCACUAUGAGGCUUUGAAAAAGCGCAAAAUAGGCUUAUGUUUAAAUCUUUAAAAUCUGUCAUGGUGAACUUUGAAGUGUGCAUGCUCUUCAUUAAUAUUUCUAUAGCCUAGCCAUCAAGAAGAGCCUAGUUAAAAUGCAGGGAACUUUGUUGGUCAUAUGAUUUUUUUCUUCCCAGGAAUAGGUCUUUUGUAAAGCUAAUGGGUCUUAAUUACGCCUUCAAAACAAAGGCAUCCCCAGAUUUUUUGUGUUACAGUGGAAAUAGCUCACGUCAUUAUUGACAUACCUUAAUGUGUGAAUCUAGAUACCUCUUAUAUUUCUACAGAUGGAGAUAGAGACUGUGGCCAUUUGUUCAGAAUGUUAGGAAUUUGAAUUUAGACGCCCUUUCCCAAUGGCUUUGCAGUCCUCUGCACAGUCACAAUUCUCAUAGUUAACAAUAACGUCUCUGCAAUUAUGUGUCAUCAUGUACAUUUCCUCCAUGCAUUGGGGGAAGCAUUAAAACAUAAUUCUCCCGACUGCAAUUUCAGUGGCACAGUUCAAGAACACACAAUGCCAGUUUUAAUUGGCCCUCACUUUUCUAUUAAAAGCCAGAAAAUAAGCUUUGAUGUUAUGGUGACCUAUAACUGGGUUUAAAUGUUUUUGUAUAUAUGCCAUAUAUUUUCAAUUGCAGGUCACUUUAAUAUUAUAAUAUUAUAUCCUGGCUUUUAAUAGAAAAGCAAAGGCCAAUUCUCCAGUAAUAGUUUUAGUUCUAAACUAUGCAAAUCUUGCUAACAUAUUUGGUGGCUAU